AUGAGGUACUCAAAAGAAAGUCUUGAAGGAGAGAAAAGAAGAGAUUCUGAUAAACAGGGAAUUCGUCAGACCACCCAGAUGAGGCCUGUAUUCUAUCCGAAUCACUUGCUGAGAUGUUGCCCCAUGCGAGGCCACUCGUCGUGUAGACACUGCCUUUGUGCAGCUGAGGGAGCAGGAUCAGUACACCUUGGCCCCUGUCGCACAAUACGUAUUUAUAUUCACAUGUGCCUGUUGUGGGAGCAGGGCCAGCAGAUGACCAUGAUCAGGGGAUCACAGGAUUUGUCAAAGUCAGAUUCUAGAGGGUAUCUUGAUCGAAAUCAAUGGCCCCGGAUUUCACGGAGACCAUCCACCAGGGCUCCAUCCAUAGAUGAACCCAGCAGCAGGAAUGCCAAUAUUAAGCCUCCUAACAGCUCCACCACUUCCAGGACUCCAUCCACCUCCCCUAGCCAGCACGAGUCUUCGCCACGGCAGCUGUCCGCUCAGCCUUCGCCCUCCAUGCAACCCAAGCCACCUAUACCACCAGACUCCCGGCCUCCCACGCCUCCAGAACCUGAGCCAAGCUCCCGGAGAGGUUCCAAAAUGAAUGAAAAUCCAGAAAACUGGUUCCACGGCAAUGUCCGGGAUAUCCAGGAUGCCCGGGCAUCUCCCCAGCGGGAGUAUCCACCCACACCACCCGCUGAAUGGAGAGCCUGUUGUCAGAGGAAGGGCUUUUACUCCGCCUCCUCUCAGCAGGACCGCGACUGUUGGUCUGAAUUGCAGGCACCAAAGCAGAUGCACAUGCAGCAGCCUCGGCUGGACGAGGAUGAUGACGAGUCCUAUUGGGCAUCUGUGAGGAUGAUGCACGAGAAGAGCCCAAGCAGCUCACGCCCUCGGCCGCCCAAACCCAAGCAUGCCAUCACCAUCGCAGUCUCAUCCCAGGCACUCUUCAACAUGAUCGACGACAGGAAAAUCUACGAGGAAGAUGGCCUCGAAAAAUACAUGGAAUAUCAGCUCAAAAAUGAGAACGUCGUCUUGACCCCGGGGCCCGCAUUCCACUUUGUGAAGGCACUGCAGUAUGUCAAUUGUCGACUUUGUGAGCUGUAUCCCAAUGAACAGGACUUAUUUGAUAUUGUACUGAUGACUAAUAACCAUGCUCAAGUGGGAGUGCGGCUUAUAAACAGCGUCAAUCACUAUGGCUUACUAAUUGACCGCUUUUGUCUGACUGGUGGGAAAAGCCCUAUUGGUUAUUUGAAGACCUAUCUCACCAAAUUGUAUCUUUCUGUGGAUUCUGAAAAAGUGCAAGAAGCAAUACAAGAAGGGAUUGCUGCUGCAACGAUGUUUGAUGGAAUCAAAGAUAUGUCUUACUCUGACACACAGCUUCGUUUGGCCUUUGAUGGUGAUGCUGUCCUCUUUGACGAGUCUGAACAAAGUGUCAGGGAUCGUGGACUGGACAAAUACUGGCAGCGUGAAAAAUAUGAGAAUAAGCUGCUUGCUCAGGGUCCCUUGAAAAGCUUUCUGGAAGAUUUAGGCAGACUUCAAAAGAAGUUUUAUGCCAAAGACGAACGGUUGCUUUGUCCCAUCAGGACCUACAUGAUAACUGCCAGGAGUGCAGCCAGUUCAGGUGCUCGCGUGUUGAAAACUCUUCGCCGCUGGGGUCUAGAGAUUGAUGAAGCUCUCUUCCUUGCUGGAGCCCCAAAAGGUCCCAUCUUGGCAAAGAUUCGGCCCCACAUCUUCUUUGAUGAUCAGAUGUUCCACAUUGAAGGGGCACAGAAACUGGGCAACGUCUCACAUCGUGUACCUUAUGGUGUUAGUCCAAAAAUGAACCUUUAG
This is a messenger RNA of Elephantulus edwardii (Cape elephant shrew), 1809 nucleotides long. RefSeq names its product 5'-nucleotidase, cytosolic IB (gene NT5C1B). NCBI's taxonomy places the organism in Eukaryota, Metazoa, Chordata, Mammalia, Macroscelidea, Macroscelididae. Gene Ontology annotation, biological process: nucleotide metabolic process; adenosine metabolic process. Gene Ontology annotation, cellular component: cytoplasm; cytosol. The record is from RefSeq and is a predicted model, not a curated record. Bases 1 to 1809 code for a protein of 602 amino acids. The transcript has 9 exons. Gene Ontology annotation, molecular function: nucleotide binding; magnesium ion binding; 5'-nucleotidase activity.